Messenger RNA from Verticillium dahliae VdLs.17, 1532 nucleotides. Its product is annotated as vacuolar ATPase. The record is from RefSeq and is a predicted model, not a curated record. The transcript has 6 exons. Bases 270 to 617 code for a protein of 115 amino acids. Gene Ontology annotation, cellular component: vacuolar proton-transporting V-type ATPase complex. Gene Ontology annotation, molecular function: proton-transporting ATPase activity, rotational mechanism. NCBI's taxonomy places the organism in Eukaryota, Fungi, Ascomycota, Sordariomycetes, Glomerellales, Plectosphaerellaceae. Gene Ontology annotation, biological process: proton transmembrane transport.
GUGCUCGGCCCCAUUUGUAGCCUCGCGUCAUCCAUCCGCAACAUCGCCAUUGCCGCCGCCAACUGUACGCAUUUCAAUCAAGUAUACGACGAGCGAGCCAAUCUACACUUGUCGAACACAUCUUUGCUUCCGCACAAUCGAAGUGAGGAGCUAACAAAAAGGCUCUGCACACUGGGCUCGCCACCGACGGAGCUCGCGCGUCACCCGGGAGGCAGUCUCCAUAAACCCAACGGAAGCUUGAGGUAGUAGGCACAAGCAACUCCGCAGCCAUGUCAGCACAGAACUCGGCGGGUAUUCAGACCCUAUUGGACGCGGAGAGAGAUGCAUCGAAAAUUGUACAGAAGGCCCGCGAAUAUCGCACGAAGCGAGUGAAGGAAGCUCGGGACGAAGCGAAGAAGGAAAUCGAGGAAUACAGACAGUCCAAGGAGGCUGAGUACAAGAAGUUCGAAUCACAACAUUCGGCGGGCAACAAGCAAGCUGAGGAUGACGCGAACAAGGAGGCGGAUGCCAAGAUUUCGGAAAUCAAGGCUGCAGGGCAGAAGAACCAAGACAAGGUGGUUAAGGACCUCUUGAAGGCCGUCUUCGACGUGAAGCCCGUCCCUCCCGUGGCUGCGUGAUUGCUCUCACUGUUUCAGUGCUGCUCAUGAACACCCAGCUGUCUUUCAGUUCAGCGAAGGCGGGUUGUGUGGCUUACAUUUAACCCGCAGCCCCUUGACCCGAAUUAUCCUAGAAUCAAAUCACCGUUUUUUACUAUUCCUUAUCUAGAAUAAUGUUGUAACUUCCCCUUGCCACAACAGCUGCUACACAAAAUGGAGAAGCGCACCCAACAUGUCUUUCUUAUCGCUGGUUCUGUCCACUUCAUCGCCAAGGUCGUCGAGCUGUCCCUUCAGGGACUUGCGAAGGACUUCCAAAUUUUCACCCUGGUCGGCAAACAGCCUCUCAAUGGUAGCACGUGCGCCGCUGUCUUCUGCAACGAGCCAUGCCAGCACGAUGUCCACUGCCUGCAGACCAAAGAGGCCACCUUCCAGUCUCCAAGACAGCCACUCAUCCGCCGCCUCAGCCCCGGCACCCUCAUCAAACUCAUCUUGCUCGGCUUGUAUACGCUGCUCAACAAUCUUGAGCCUAGAGGCAAGGUCUUUCCGGACUGUCACCAAUCUCUCGGUCUUUUCGUAUCCUUUCUCGACAAAUUUGGCCAGGGUACGUAUUCGCUCUGCUGAAUUCAGAGGUAGAAGUCGCAGCAAGGAUGCAAAGAUAUUAACCAGAUGCUCCACAGUCGGGCCGUCUUGUCGUUUCAUGAAUAUGGUGAAUAUAUUCUUUAACCCACCAGCCUCAACCAGCCUCUGACAAGUUUCGCCGCCGGCCAUCCCGGCCGUGCUGUGGUCGAGUAGGCGCAAAGCUGGCAUUUUGCUCGCCUUUCCUUCCCUUAGCAUGAUCAAACAUAACUCUAUGCCCUCGGCUUCGAGCAGUUUAAUUUUGCCUUCGGGCUCAUCGACUAAACAUGUUAGAGUUUCAAAGAGAUUCUGCAUGUACUC